GUUUAACACAUAGCCAGUGGAGAAAUGGCAUUGCAAAAGAAAUAUGUUGGUUUUCUGGUUCUUCUUGUGGUUCUGGGCAUCACUGGGUUCAAAGGAGUUGAUGCAGCUGGUGAAUGUGGGAAUGCUUCCCCAGACACAGAAGCUUGGAAGCUGGCUCCUUGUGCAGCUGCAGCACAAAAUGAGAAAGCUGCCCCUUCCAAGAGCUGCUGUCUUCAGGUGAAGAAGAUCGGCCAGAACCCAGACUGCCUUUGUGCUGUCAUGCUUUCUAAUACAGCUAAAAGCUCUGGAAUCAAGCUAGAAGUUGCUGUGACCAUUCCCAAGCGUUGCAACCUUGCUGAUCGUCCAGUGGGUUACAAGUGUGGAGCUUAUACUCUUCCUUGAACCCUGAAGGUAGAUUCACGGUUCUAAUGAAUAUGAAGUACCUGCUCUUAGUAGUAACAGUGUGCUAGAGUUUGUGCUCCUGUUGCUAGUCCAUCUAGUCGCAACAGCCAAAAAAUGUGUGAUAAAUAAAUUAUCGUGUUUUAUGAUGUUGGAUAAUAAAUAAUGUGUUUGUUAUAAUAAAGAAUGCAUCUUCUUCCCUGAGGGGGGUAUUCAGUU
Molecule: messenger RNA, 597 nt
Organism: Vitis riparia (riverbank grape)
Lineage: Eukaryota; Viridiplantae; Streptophyta; Magnoliopsida; Vitales; Vitaceae
Product: lipid transfer-like protein VAS
Exons: 2
Coding region: 25-381 (118 amino acids)
Biological process (GO): systemic acquired resistance
Molecular function (GO): fatty acid binding
Source: RefSeq, a predicted model, not a curated record